Fonsecaea erecta is the source of this 1233-nucleotide messenger RNA. RefSeq lists its product as hypothetical. NCBI's taxonomy places the organism in Eukaryota, Fungi, Ascomycota, Eurotiomycetes, Chaetothyriales, Herpotrichiellaceae. The record is from RefSeq and is a predicted model, not a curated record. Bases 1 to 1233 code for a protein of 410 amino acids. The transcript has a single exon.
AUGAAGCAACGUCCACAGAAGCUCUCCACUCGUCAUCCACCCUACCUUCGGGCAGUUCUCGACCCUGGUCGCCGGAUCGGGGUCGGACGCCCGCGCUGGCGCUCUCGACGGGAACAGAGAUACAUCAGCAUCCACAUCCUCUGCAUACCCAGCGCAAAUUUCUUCAGGUACAUGUGCUAUCUUGAGACGAAUCCACACAAAUGGCAGGAGUGUCAGGCCCUAUGCAAAAAACACCACCUCAACGUCAAGUCACCACGUCCAAAAUGCUCGGUCGCACCAGAGACAUACUUCGCCGCGCUGCCUUCGCUCUGGGCCUAUGUCAAGGACAUGUACGCACUCACCCUGGCGGUGCUCAACUUCACGAACACUCUCGGACACCUGCUGGAACGGCAUGAAGAUGGGAUACGUCAGGACAAGUUAGACCAGGCCAUGGAGAUGUACGGGGACGCCUGGGUGUCGCUCUGGCCCAAGGUACUGCUCGGCUUCAGGACCCCAGAGGAAUUUUUCAAGACUGCAACAAUAGAGAAAUAUUCGGAUGUCGUACGCAGGCUUGCGGCGGCGGAGGCCCAAGUUACGCUGUUUCUGGCGCGCCUGUCAACGGUCGAGUUGUGCGUGUGGACGGCGGAAGAGGGGCUCUUGCGGUCCCUGGCUACCGUGGAAGACUUCAUGGGAGAUGAAGACGAAGCAGAGGGACGUCCCAACGGGCCAUGGUACUCCAGAUUCCAGGUCUAUCACCGCUGGACGCUCCAGACCCGCGCAGCAUGCAGGGAUAGGCUGUUUAGGGAGAUCGACAAAUUGUCCACCCCGAGACUGCGGGCCUUGGACUACCGCAGGGACUUUUUCUGCUCACUGCUGGAAGAAGAGCCUGUGGCUGGGCUGGGCAUUUUUUCGACCUCGACACCCGGCCUCUCAAGAUUCGCCGAUAAUCUUUCCUUCCGCGUCCUCGCCCAACCGCCCGUCGACCGCGAGAACACCAUGUGUCCGAUUUGUCAGGAGAAGCUGAGCGUUGAUCCAACAGCGACGACGGGUGAGCAAGCAAAGAAACAACUGCUGAUCUACACGCACAAAUGCUGCAACCGGCCCUACCACGUCUGCUGCCUCCUGCAGUGGCUCGAUCAGCAUCAAGACCCAUCGUACAUGACGGGAUCGUGCCCGACUUGUCGACACUAUUUGGGUUACGACUUCGCGAAGGACCUUUUGGAGAGACGCAUCGUGGAGCUUGGAACAUUGUAA